Messenger RNA from Talaromyces proteolyticus, 3020 nucleotides. RefSeq names its product putative topoisomerase II associated protein. Gene Ontology annotation, molecular function: RNA binding. Gene Ontology annotation, cellular component: P-body. The record is from RefSeq and is a predicted model, not a curated record. The transcript has 4 exons. NCBI's taxonomy places the organism in Eukaryota, Fungi, Ascomycota, Eurotiomycetes, Eurotiales, Trichocomaceae. The coding region runs from base 119 to 2539 and encodes 806 amino acids. Gene Ontology annotation, biological process: deadenylation-dependent decapping of nuclear-transcribed mRNA; P-body assembly.
CGAUAACUCCACACUAACUGCCACGCCACCCCUCACCCUCACGGCGCUGGCCUCGGUGCUCUUCCUCGCACCACUUCCGACUGAUUCUGUCUCGCCUUGUGUGCAAAAGCUUCUGACGAUGUCAUUCUUCGGUUUUGAUACGUCUCUUCCACGAGAUCGCCAGGCUGGCCAACAGGCUCGAGGUAUCUUUGAAAAUCCAGAUCCGUUUGCCGAAGUCGCCCGUGCUCAGGCUCAGGGUCUGCACGACGCAGAUGACGAUGCAAUUGACUUCGAGGAUACCUACGAUGGGUUGGGUGACCAGCUGGACGAUGACCAAGAUGAGUUCAACGAUGAUACCUUCGGCGGCGGUAACAACACCGUGGGAAAGGAUUUUGAUUUCUUCGGAACGACCGCGCAGGUUUCUGAUGCGAUUAACGAAGAGCAAAUUCGCUAUACUCUGCAGCACCCUAAACCAUCCGCCCCGCUGUCCCCUGGCGCUGGCCAACGGCAAGCGCCUGCAGUAGCAUCUAUUCCUCGGCUACCAAAAAAGUCUGGGUAUGAGAGAUACCAAGACUCCGAGUUUAUUCCGGAGAUAGCAGCCAAAUCGAGCGUAUGGGGAACAACUGCGCAAAAGAAGCACGUGGCCGAGCCUGCGCCUGUUGCUUCUAUGCCAGCCGCGUCGCGAAAGAUGAUGAGUUUGGAGGAAGUUGAAGCUCAAAUGCGACACCAACCGCAGCAAUUUCCUCACGCUACACUCCCAAUAGCUCCCCAUCCCGAUGUAGUUCAAGGAGUACCCCGUGGCCAGAAACUACCGCCUUUCCCUGAAGGGUUCCCCCCCCUUCCACCCGGGGAGUUGAUGGCCUUGGAGCAGCAAGCUUUAGCCCUGGGAAUAAGCCCAAUCCAGCUACUGCAGAGACUACAACAGAUGCCCCCGAACAAAUCACCUUUGCAGCCAUUGCCCCGACAGCCACCUGCCGCUCCCCAGCAACAGCGCCAACCUCCACCGACACACAGGCAGCAGCAGCAUGCCCCUUCAACCUCACAGGGCGCACCAGUUAUCACUGAUCCGCAGCAGCUGAUGAACAUGUCAGAGGAACAGCGUGUGAAUUAUUUAAUGGAAGACGCAAAACGUGCCAAGCGCAAUCACAAGAUUUUCCUUCUUUCCCGUGGCAAUGGGUUGAUGACACCCCAGGACAAGAACUUCAUCACUCGAAUCCAGUUGCAGCAGCUCGUAGCUGCUACUGGGAAUGUAAAUGAUACUGAUUCUGAGUCAUUAUUGUCAGAGGACUUUUAUUAUCAAGUCUAUAGUCAGAUACGCGGUGCUCCACGUCAACAUCCACGCCAGCCUCUAGGCCAUUUCGCACAAACAUAUCUUUUCCAAACUGGAAAUCGCACAGGUGGUCAUGGCCGUCGACAAUAUCAGAAUGCGGAUAACCAUAUGCAGCGUAUGCAACAGCAGGUACAACGAGCUGUUGAGGCGGCCAAGGCAAAGCCGAAAAACAAGCAGCUCAUCAUUGAGGGAAGUUUGGGAAAAAUAUCAUUUAGCAACGCCAAGACGCCGAAACCAUUGCUGAAUAUAAAGAAGCCAGAGGGCUCCGACGGGCUCAAGCCUAAACGAGCAACGGCAGACCUCAGCGCCAUUGACAGGAAGUCCGUUCUGAACAACAUCGAGAGUGUUUACACAAUUUUAAUGCAGAUGGAAGACCUCGAGCGAACAAUGCCCCCGCCCCCAGAGGAAGGUGACGCUGAGUCCAUUGAGAAACACUUGGAAUGGAGACAAAAAAUGCAAGCUCUGAACCAAGAGCUCUGGCAAGACAUGAAGGUUCUUGAACCUAUUGUACCAGGUUCUACGGUACCGCAUCCCUUUAUUGCUUUCUUGUCUUAUCCGAAGGGCAAGAAGGCCAUUCCCCGUCUUUUCCGUCAAAUUGAUCAGGAACAACGUGUCACUGUAUUGACUAUGAUUGUUGUUAACCUCGAUACUCUUGAUGUGGUCCGCAAAGGUCAAUUAAACACUGGAGAGACCCAGCUACCGGCAGCGGCUCGGGAAGAUAUUGAACUAUUUUCUCAGACUGUCAUGCCAAGCUUACUUGGUUAUGUCAAUGAGGCGCCGUUUAACAUCAUUAUUGGCCUCUUAGGUUUAGUGCUUGCUCAAACGCAUGUUCUUUUUGUGGCUAAAACCAGGGUUGGUUUGGGUAUCAUGACCAUGCUCCUCAGUCGCGCAGAAAUCGUCAAGGAGGCAGGUCAAGCUGAUGAGCAUGACUGGCAACAAUGGAUUGAAAAGUUCAACCAAUUAUUUGACUCUUUGGAACCAGGAUUGACCCAUAUUUUUCCGGGUUCCAUCAAUACUGGAGACGAUAUGUAUGUCUGGCAAUUCUUGGCGGCGGUGGGCAUCGGAGCAAGCCCAGACCAACAGCAACGGCUUGUGAUAGCUGUUAAGGACCGUGUCAUGGAAACCGUUGCCCAGAGUAAGACUCUCCCGGCUGAUAUGGCGAGUCAACGGUUGAGCAACGUCAACCUUUUUAUGCGAGCUAUUGGCCUCGAUGUAGAGCUUCUUGGUUGAUGUUGCUAUUUAAUCUCAUGUUUCAUCUUUUUUAUUCACCGAAAGAAGCCCCAAUAUUUUUCAAAAACCACAUCGGAUGACGACGUUGGAUGAAUGCUAGUAUUACUAGCGAAGUGAUGAAUGUGGAAUUGAAUGAAGAUGAAUCGCCUUGACAGGCUGCACAAUUAUGGCCGUAUCUGUUUGGGGAUUCGGCCGAUGACUAUGGUGCCACUAUCCAUGUACCAUACAACAGAGCUUUCAAACCUAGAUCUAUGCGCAGCCUAGCGGACAUUUAUUGACAGAGGUUUGAUGAGAUAUAUGGAGGAGGUUUUGCAGUUGCGCCGAACUACUAUAAAAAGCUCUCUCAUACUGCUCUUACUGUGACUCGACUAUGUCGAUUAUAUGCAUAAAACCGGCGGUCAGACGCUUGUUUUAUCAAGAUUCUGUUGGAAAAGAAGACAACAAAUAAUACAUUCAAUACCACACAUGGAGAUCAUAAAGU